Molecule: messenger RNA, 1620 nt
Organism: Aspergillus calidoustus
Lineage: Eukaryota; Fungi; Ascomycota; Eurotiomycetes; Eurotiales; Aspergillaceae
Source: the annotation of a GenBank genome assembly
AUGGUAUUCGCAGCACCAAGCGCCCAGUCAUUGGGUGAUUUUUUCAACGAUGCUGCACGCCUGCUUGGAGAGGAUAACAUAUCGCGUACACCCGAGCAUGGUGCACUUAGGGGGGCCGAGAAUCAGGACGCAUACGGUGAUCCGUUCUCAGCAACCACGACAAACAGUCCAAGUGGCGCCGUUCGGCCCAAAACUAUAGAGGAAGUCCAGGCAAUUGUGAAGCUUGCAAACAAGCACAAGAUACCUCUGUGGACUGUUUCGAGAGGCAAGAACCUGGGAUAUGGCGGAUCCAGUGCCGUUGUCAAAGGGUCGGUGGUGCUUGACCUCCACCGAAUGAACAAAAUAAUCGAGGUGAACGAGGAAUAUGGCUACGCCAUCGUGGAGCCCGGGGUAUCCUUUUUCGACCUUUACGAAGAGAUCCAACGCAGAGGCUUGAAUCUCUGGCCCUCCGUUCCAGCAAUCGGCUGGGGCUCGGUACUAGGAAACACCAUGGACCGCGGGUUCGGCUAUACUCCGAAUGGAGAACAUUCCCAGUCACAGUGUGGCAUGGAGGUUGUUUUACCGAACGGCGAAUUGCUUCGGACGGGUAUGGGCGCGAUGAAGGACAACAAGACCUUUGCGCUGUACAAAGGAGGAUUUGGACCCGGUCUAGACGGCCUUUUCUACCAAUCAAACCUCGGAAUUGUCACGAAACUUGGCAUCCAUAUCACUCCGGCCCCGGAAGCCUACGCAACUGUAGAAGUGAGCGUGCCUCGAGAAGAGGACCUUAUCCCCCUGGUGGGGACACUUUCCGACCUCAUGCGGCGCUCGAUUAUCCUCAACUCGCCAUCAAUCGCCAACAUUUUCCGCCUAGCCCUGACGGCCCCCAUCCCAGAAGUCCAGGCCAAAAUCAGGCAGUACAUGAAGCCCGACUCUUAUGUGCCAUACCCCGUUCUCGAAGAAAUCCGCAAGGAACAGAACUGGGGAUUCUGGAAAGCCUACUUCUCCCUCUACGGCUCCGUCGAGAUGCUCCCUGCCCUUCUCAAGACAAUCCAGCGCGCAUUCGCCCCCAUCGAGGGCGUCCAGAUCACGUGGCGCGAGUUCCCCGGGGCGCCCGGGCGUGCAAUCACAACGGCGGAGAUCAAGUCGGAAGAGAUUCCCCACAGCGGCAUCCCGACACUGGAGCCACUCAACCUCCUCAAGAGUCGUUCGGAAAUCGGCGGACAUAUCGACUACUCGCCCAUCAUCCCUCCGUCGGGGCGCGAGCUGUACGAAUGGUACCUGACCGCCAAGCAACGCACGAUUGACGCAAAGUUUGACUUCUUUGCGGAUUUCCACGUCUACCCGCGCUAUGUCGUUGGCAUAGAACUGAUCAUAUACACCCUGAGGGAAGAAGCGCGCCUUCACGAGCUCUAUCACAAUCUUGUGCAGGAUGGUGCGAAGCACGGGCAUAUAGCGUACCGCACCCAUGUGGGCUAUAUGGAUGAUCUAGCAACGAAACUGGACUUCAACGAGUUUGCCUUUGGGAGGUUUACACGCCUCUUAAAAGGCACGCUGGAUCCAAACGGGAUUUUGUCUCCUGGAAAGUCGGGGAUCUGGAAUUCAUCGAGUAAUGUGCCCGAACCGAGCGCGCAUUUGUAG